ACAGCCUGAAAACAAAGUUUAGAAGAAGCAAGAAGAGUUGAAGAGAGAGGGGAGAGAGAAGUGGGAAGGAAGUGGCCAUUGAGCUCAGGCUGCUCUGCAACUCUGUCUGUAAGAAGCUCCCUGGCAGCUGAGUGCCAAGGGUGACCUUGCUCAAGGCACUGAGGGGUGCAGCAGGCACAGACCCACAGCUCUGCAGUGUGACAACGUCACCCCGUGCUUUCACCUGUGCUUCCCAGGCUGCUGGAAGAGGUGUGGGUACACACAAACCCCACAUCUCCAGUGGGAAGUGUGUGGGACCUGGGGAACCCCUGCAUCCACCAAGGGGAUGUGCUCUUGCAGCUGCACUUCCUGGGUGCUGGUGGGAGGCUGGAGGUUGCACAAGUCUUGUGAAUGUGUUUUUAGGUGGGCUGAGAGCUUCUGAACAUUAGUGACACAAAGAUGUUUAGAAAUGUAGAGUCUGACCCUGCCUGCAGCCUGCUGUGCACAAAAUGACAGAAUCAGAGCAUCUCUUCUACUCUGAGCUUCGGUUUGUCCUCACUUGUAAGCAGAUCUGUGCCCUGAUCUUCUGAUGCUUCAGCUGAAGUGCCUGUGCUAUUGCCAUGAGCUCUCUCAGUGCUGUGACACUGCAUCCAUGCACUCCUCUCCACACGGAGAAAGAACCAUCUGAUGGAACAAGAGCAAAGGCUGCAUUCCCAUCUCUGUUCCACCUAUGUCUGCAGCUUUUGCAGUCACUAGCAAGACUUCUCAAUCUGUCAUGAACACAGACUCUGGCGCUUCCUAGUGCUCCUUCUGCCCCACAGUGCCAGGUCACAUUGAACCCCUUUGCUCAAAGCCCCGGCCUCUCUUCCAGUGGAAUUCAGUCAAAACAGUGUUGCCAAGUUCUCUGUUCUGCUCUGGAGUUCCGGGCUCAGGAUGCACAUGGGCACUGCCCAUGUCUGAGUCACAGCAGGAAAGAGCAGGCACCAGAGAGGGAAGGCCAUGGAUGACCUGGGAAACUGCCUGAGGCUGUGCAAAGGCAGACUGAGCUGCAGUGAUGCUCCCUUUCAUCUGUUCAUUUGCUUUGGCCCAUCACAUUAGAGCCACCAGCGUGGGAGGUGGCCUGUGCAGGAGGAAGGCUGUGUUUGUGGCCACACUGCUAACGGGGACCCUUGGAGAAGAGUGAUCCUCUUGCAGAGAUGAUGAAUGACCAAGGGAGAGUCAGUCCUGGAAGUGCAGCCCCAGCAGAAGAGAGGAGCUGCUCCUGGCUGAACAUCUGGCUCUUCCUCCUUUUUGCCCUUGCAAUCAAAGCUGCCUUGGUCACCAUCUGCCUUGUGGUUCUCUUCUGCCACAGCAGUGACCAGCCCAGCGCCCUGCAGCAGCAGUUCUCAGAGUGGAAAUGCGACUCAGAGGUGCCACAAGGCACAGACCGAGGCUGGACGUGCUGCCCGACAGGCUGGAGCAGGUUUCAAAGAAGCUGCUAUUUCCUGUCCCCUGACACGAUGUCAUGGCCUGAGAGUGAGCAGAACUGCACUGGGAUGGGCUCCCAGCUGGUGGUGAUCAACAGCAAGGAAGAGCAGGUUUUCCUCUCUGAGCAGAUAAGACAAUCUAAAGAACCUAAACCAGACAAUUUCUACAUUGGUCUGUUUGCUGAGAAGGUGGGCCAGUGGCAGUGGGUGGACAAGACUCCAUAUAGUGUGACAGCAGCGUUCUGGCGAAAAGGAGAACCAAGUGAAGGCAUUGACGAGAAUUGCGUUAUAAUCCAUAGGGAUACCGAACUACCCAAGAAUUGGAAUAAUGUCAGAUGUCUGAGGUAUCAUCGAAUUUGUGAAGCUGCAGCAGUAACUGUGUGAUGGAAAUACCUCUGUCCUGAGUAAAGCUGGGAGCUGAGCAGUGAGCUGGGAACAGCGCUGGCUGUGCUGGGAGGGCUGGAGAGCUCUGACACAUUUUCACUGUGCAGGGUGGGACCAUGUGUGUGGAAGUGAAAUGAGCUUUGCCCAGCAUCCCCAGUGCAUGUGGUGGCUCAGGGAACACAGGAAGGCUCAGGCUCAUUGAAGCAGCUCCUGUGUUCCUGUGUCCUCUUCUCUCUGAGUGGAUCCAGGAGCCUCUGGCUGAAAAAGAGAUGGACUUCUCCAGGAGGAAGACACAGGAAUGGAAGACACAUACCCAGAGAUUCAAUGUCCUUUGUCUCCUUGAGCAGAGCUCUUUGCUUUUUGUUGAGUCACACACAAAAUGUCCCCUAGCUGUACUGGUUUUGCUGAACAAGUUCUGAAAACUUAGACAGGAGAAAAAUACAACAUUGCACCGAUGGUGAAAGGCUCUGUGCCAUGUCUCUGUAUCUCUUUUUCCCCCAUAUCUAAGCUGGAGAGGUAUAGUCCUAGAAUCAUGGAGUGGUUUGGUUUGUAUGGGACCUUUAAGGAUCAUCUGUUUUCAACCUCUAGUUCUUGAGCAGGGACCCCUUCCACUAGACCAGGUUGCACAAGGCCCCAUCCAGCCUGGCCUUGAACACUUCCAGGCAUGGGCUAUGCACAGUUUCUCUGGGCAACCUGUGCCAGUGUCUCACAAACAGAGAGAAUUUAUUCCUAAUGCCUGCUCUAAA
Messenger RNA from Hirundo rustica (Barn swallow), 2575 nucleotides. RefSeq names its product C-type lectin domain family 4 member E-like. Lineage: Eukaryota; Metazoa; Chordata; Aves; Passeriformes; Hirundinidae. The record is from RefSeq and is a predicted model, not a curated record. The transcript is spliced from 8 exons. The coding region runs from base 1176 to 1829 and encodes 217 amino acids.